Molecule: messenger RNA, 843 nt
Organism: Amblyraja radiata (thorny skate)
Lineage: Eukaryota; Metazoa; Chordata; Chondrichthyes; Rajiformes; Rajidae
Product: gastrula zinc finger protein XlCGF7.1-like
Exons: 3
Coding region: 232-843 (203 amino acids)
Biological process (GO): regulation of transcription by RNA polymerase II
Molecular function (GO): RNA polymerase II cis-regulatory region sequence-specific DNA binding; DNA-binding transcription factor activity, RNA polymerase II-specific
Source: RefSeq, a predicted model, not a curated record
CCGUCAGUGUGGGGGAGGGACGGGGCGGGACCUGGUGGCCGGUCACGUGAGGCGGGGCCGCUGCGUCGUGGCGGGUCGACGGGGGGAGCCGUCCUGUCCUGUCCUGUCAUCGCUGGGAGCUCAGGGUUUAGGAGGCGGGGAAGUGAGCGGCCAUUGAGGGCGGCCAGGGUGCGGGUUAGCACCCUCCCACCCCCCCCCCCCCCAUCUGCUCGUUGUGCGGGCUGAGCUUCGAUGGAGGACCACAUGACGGGGCACAAUAAGGAGAAGCUUUAUGAGUGCGAUGUAUGUGGCAAGGCCUGGCAGCACCCGAGCCGGCUGGAGGCCCACCGGCGGGUGCACACGGGAGAACGCCCCUUCGACUGCUCGGAGUGUGGCAAGAACUUCGCCUGCUACGGUACCCUGAGGCGGCACAAACGCGUCCACUCUGGCGAAAGGCCAUUCGGCUGUUCCAUCUGCGGCAAGAGUUUCAAGACAGCGCAGGUCCUGAAGGCCCAUCGGCAGGUGCACACAGGCGAGAAGCCCUAUGGUUGCUCCACUUGCGGCAUGAGAUUUGCCCGGUUGUCAGGGCUAUGGCAGCACCGGCGGGUGCACAGCAGUGAGCGGCCCUUCACCUGCUCUAACUGCGGCAAAGGCUUCACAUCGUUGCCAGAACUGAAGGUGCACAGGCGUGUGCACACCGGGGAGCGGCCCUACACCUGCAGCGACUGCGCUUUCGGCCUCACGCAUCAGCUGCUGACCCCACUCGGAGGCUCUCUGCCCGCAUGUUGCUCACGGGCUCAGCCCGGCCUCCGGGAAUUUAUUCUCCGUGGGUUCCGAAAGGGGCGAUACCUUCAUGAUGACUAA